AGAGGUUUGUUCGUUAUAGCUGUACUUUCUGCACUAGUGUACACAAAAAUGAAAUAAAUAUUUAGAAGAUGGAGAGGAAGAGGAAAAACAAAAAGUGUAAGAAAUUUUGUUAUAAAGAAUAAACCUAACGAGCCUGAUAUCGGAUGUGACUGAUGUGGACCGAGCAUUUGUAUCACGGCUGGUCACAAGCUAUAACACAUCAUUUCAAUGAUGGAAGAUAUAGGCGCCACAGUCUUUUACGAUGAAGAUGAUUGUUUGGAUUAUGAAUGUUCACACAACAAUAUUGAAUAUGAUUAUGAUUAUGCAGAUACAGAGAAGGAAACUCUACAUGAAUUGUAUCAGUAUUGUCUUAGUCCUAGUCUAUACGAUACAGGAUAUACUCUGUUGCCUUUAUUGGGUUGCGCAAUCUUAUUUAGAUUAUUUGUUCAUAUUCAAUAUAUAUCACACAAGAUAUUUCAUGUAUUAUCAGUAAUCAUAGGCUUGUAUGUUAUCCACCAUUAUGUUCAUGAAUCUUUAAUUGUAUUGAUUGUAUAUGUCCUAUUUUCUUAUGCUAUUUUAUAUGUGCCAAAAAAAUGGCAUAGUGGCAUAGGAAUCUUUUUACCAUCUCUUUUAAUAAUUGGAUACUGUGAAUUUUUUAUGCAAUCAAUAAUAUGGCACAAAGUACGUAGUGUAAGUAUGAUUAUGGUGAUGAAGGGGAUUAGUGUUGCCAUUGAUAGAAGUGAUUUGGACAAGAUUCCAGAUAUUUAUAGUUACAUGGGUUACAUGUUCUGUAGUGUAACUUGUCUGUUUGGACCAUGGAUAUCCUUUAACGAUUAUCUAUUGUUGCGUAAUUCUAAUAUUCAGACAAAACGGUGGAUAAUAUGUGGCAUAGGAUAUGCCUUUCUUUCCUUUGUCUUCCUAAGCAUUUCUAAUUGUUGGAUGCAGUGGAUAUUUGUAGAUAGCUCUUGGAUGUGGUUGAUAGCAUACAGAGAUGCAUUGUCUUUUAGAGCAUCCCAUUACUUUGUAUCGUAUAUAGGUUCGACACUGUUAGUUUUGGGUGGGUUUCCACUUUCAACUUCAAUGAUAGUUAAGCCUUUGUACAUCGAAUUUCCACACUCGCUUGUACAAGUUGUCAUUUAUUGGAACAUGCCAAUGCAUUAUUGGCUAAAAACUUAUAUCUUCCGUCCUAGUAUUAAAAAAUUUGGAACGUUUGGCGCGGUGAUCAUCACAUAUCUGAUAAGCGCUCUUUUGCACGGAUUAAAUUUUCAACUGGCAGCUGUAUUACUUAGUCUAGGAUUUUAUACAUAUAUCGAAUUUCAACUCAGGGCAAUGCUUGCUGAUACUUUUGACGCUUGUAUCGCGUCUAAACAGUGUGGCAAACGAAAAUGCGUACAUAAAUAUAAUUCUUCCAAUUCGUGGGUGUUUAUAACGAAUCUGGCAUUCUCCGGAUUAGCGAUGUUUCACUUAGCUUAUUUAGGUCUCAUGUUUGAUACAUCCAAUCUCCAAGAAACAGGGUAUAGCUAUAGUCAUACCAUCGACAAGUGGACUGAACUCGGAUUCGCUAGUCACUGGGUAGCCCUAGCUACAUAUUGUAUAUAUUUUUUAAUGAAGUAGCAACCUAUUUUCUAUAUUGAUGAUAUAUGCAAUUCUUUUUAUUACGGAUGAUGUACUUAAUUACUUUUUUUAUAAAAAUAAAUCUUUUUUAUAUAUAAAAAUCUGCAGUUCAGUUUAUAGACAAUUUCCUGAUCUAUAAAACACUUAAAAAGGGAAUAUUUUAAGAUAAUAUAUUAUUUAUAUUAUACUCAGUAAAUAAUAUAAAAGUUUGCGAAAAAAAAGAUGCAAUU
Molecule: messenger RNA, 1823 nt
Organism: Cataglyphis hispanica
Lineage: Eukaryota; Metazoa; Arthropoda; Insecta; Hymenoptera; Formicidae
Gene: por
Product: protein-serine O-palmitoleoyltransferase porcupine
Exons: 7
Coding region: 208-1593 (461 amino acids)
Biological process (GO): lipid modification; canonical Wnt signaling pathway; protein palmitoylation
Cellular component (GO): endoplasmic reticulum; membrane
Molecular function (GO): palmitoleoyltransferase activity; Wnt-protein binding
Source: RefSeq, a predicted model, not a curated record